AUGAAGCCCGUGUUGGUCCUGACUGUGUGUGUCUGUGUGUGUCUGUGUGUGUAUGUUCCAGUUGUGUUUAAUCAGAGCAGAGUGAGUUAUGAUUUUCUGCCUCUCUGACACUGAUUAGGAUGAAAUGUAAAAGGAGAGGAGGAGAGGAAACAGUGCAGAAGUUUUUCCUAAUUUUUUCCUGACACUGAUUAGACCUCAGCCUCGCGCCUCAAACUCCCUCCACGAGGCUCAUUUAUAUCCAGGUGAAAUAUCCUCUAUGUGUACAAACGAGCCUGAAAACACAGAUUUAGUUUUAUAUACAUGUUUAUAAAACUAAUCUGACUCUAUAUUAAAAAUGAACCUCACAGAGUUUUAAUUCUUAAUUCCUCCUGAAAUGAAAAACAGGAUUUAAAAUGAAAUAAUUACUUAAUGAGAAACAUGGUUUUUCCUAUAAAAUACAUCCCAUAAUAGUUCUUUUUAUUUUUUAUUCAUCACUGACAAACCGCCUCAUUACAGUUCGUUAAUAUUUUACGCGUUUUAACAUGAAACUAUAAACUUUAAACUGAAACUAAAUUACUAAACUAUUAAAAUGUGUUUUUUUUUCACAGCCAACAUUUUUACUACAAUUCUACAUCAUAGAUUUAGUAUUUUACGGACCACGCGUUUAAAACAACAGAGAAACUAAAGUAGGAGAGCAGAUUUACGCAGAUGAUAAACACUACAGGCCUCUCUACUUCAACUCUGAGAAUUAUAACAGAGAGAGAAGUCAGAUAUCCUACCCUCCGAGGACUGUUUCUUUUCUACUUUUCCUCCAGAGAAAGAGAGAUAGAGAGAGGGUAAAAGAAAAGAGCAGCACUCUCUCUCUCUCUCUCUCUCUCUCUCUCUCGGCCUGCUUUUCAUUCACGCUUCCAAACGGAAUAUGUGUCGCUGAGGUCGUAAAAUAACCGCAGCCAUAAAUAAGUCUCUCCCUCUCUGUGUUUCCCCUACAGGCUCUGACUUGUCUGCAGACAGUCCGACUGACAAAUAGAGACAAAGACUCUAUUUUUACUUUAACUUUACACCCUCCCUCUCUCCCUCUCUCUCUCAGUCCCUCCAUCCCUCCAUCCGUGCCCGAGUCUGCUGCCUGAAAGUCUCGCCCGAGCAGAGGGACAGAUGAUGAGUUUAAUCCUGGACUCUCUCUCUAUCUCUCUCUCUCUCUUUGUGUUUGUAUAUGCAGGAUUACUCAGACAUGAAUCUCUCUAUUUUGACUCUCAUUUCUGACCUCUCUCUCUCUCUCUCUCUCUCUCUCUCUCUCUCUCUCUCCCCCUCUCUCUCUCUCUCUCUCUCUCUGGCAGGGCAGGACGCUCCGUUUCCUCUCGGCUUUGUGGGAACGGGAAGCGGCCACAUUGUGCUGGAGCUGCUGUGGUUUAAUCAUUAAUAUGAGCUCUCCGAGAACACGGUACACACACACACACACACACACACACACACAAACACACACACACACACACACACACACACACACACACACACACACUCACUCACUCACUCACUCACACUCACAAACACACACAAAGGUAAUACUGUUAUUACACACACAGCCUGUUAUUAUCACGUGACUGUGGUGGUUUUGGCCCGGUGUCAGCGGUACCUCCUAAAUCUGAUCCAUGAAUCUCUGAUCUGACUUUCUGACAGGAGUGUGCCUCUCAGACUGAUCAGAGUUAGUGUCAGAGAAAUAAAAACGAGCUGCAGUGAAAUGAUGAAGUGUUAAAAACCUGUUUACAGUGUGUAAAAUUAAACGGUAACACGCUGCGUAAAUUAACGACAGCGCGCAGCAGGUGAGGCGCACAGAGCCGCUGUCUGAACACGUUAAUUCAUCUGUUUAUCAGCCCGAAAAAUACACGUGAAUUACGCAGAAUUGAUUUGACUUUACCUCUCUGACAGGUGGGUCAGAGUCAGCUCUGAAAAACACAAAAUUCACCCAAACUUAAGGCUCAGACUGAAGCGCCUGAUGGAGUAAAAAGUUGUUUUUCAAUCCUAAAAAGAAACAGAAAUACUUCUUAAAUCACUAAUUUAGGUGUGACACAAAAAUUUUAAAUUAAAAGUGAUUGUAAAGAGAUAUUACAAAGCUUCGUACAAGACAGAUAAACCCAGGGAAUACUUUAAGAGUUUCAGAAAAUGUGGAUGUAAUGUUGCAGGGAGUACAAAUAUGUGUUUAUACUAGUAUGUGCAGAAAAACUUAAGUGGCACAUCCGUAUUUUUUGUGUUUUUGCCGCCUAUAAAUAAAAGUAAUCAAUGGGAAUAGAUGACAAAUUAAUCAGACUUUAAGUUACUGAAUAAAAGUUUAAAUCCAGAGAAGUUCAUGAGUUCAGAGUCCAAAUUAAAGCAGACGUCCUCCUGUUUAAAUGUGAUUAUUAUUGUUUUUAUUAUAAUUAUAGUUUUCUCCUUCCUUAUGUAAUCACACAGCAGCAGCAGCAGGAUAACGUAAAGGUGUUCAUGUGACUCACCUGACUUCACCUGAAGGCAACAGUGUGACCUCAUUCCUGCCUCAGUAUCAUGUGACCUCCCUGACAUCUUCACACAGUAACCUGGCCUUAACGCGGAGGUGUCUGACUCUUGUGUUCAGUACAGGUGUGUUCGAGGAGGAGCAGCAAACAAACAAACAAACAAACGGAGGAGGAAGAGGAGGCUGUAAAGUGUCUGUGAAGGAGAGGCAGAUAAAGAGAUGAUGGAGGUACAUACCAGCUGUCACUCUUCUCUCUCUCUUUUUAUCACCACUUUCUUUCACUUUCUCUCCGCGCAUUAACAUUCUUGUGAAGUUGAACCAGAGAAGAAAAGUCAGCAGCAGCAGGUUGUUGUUUUUUUUCUUCCUCUCUCCAACACAAAAGCAUGAAACACUAAUCCAGAACUUUUCCACGAGGCCUUAAGUUGGAGUAGACCCACUCAUGAUCAUUAAUAAUAUUUAACGGCAGUGGUUCGUCUGUGGGAGGCCGCAGCGGCGCAGAAAAUAAUCCGCCUAAUAACGGCGCGUUAGGGUUUGUUCGUGGGGUUAAAUCGCGCUGUGUGAUAAUUACAACCUGCGGGAUUUUCAGAGGAGGUAUAAGUGUGUGUAAGCAUGCGCAGUAAAUCGUGUCUGUUAGCUGUGAUUGAGCUGCAGAGUAAAGAGAGAGGAGAGGAGAGGAACUCCAGGAAUCUGAGAAACUUCAGAGAUCAUCGACAAUUAAAGCAGGAGGACUCAGACUGCUGCUUUAUGGCUCCUCUCUCUUCACCUCUCUCUCUCUCUCUCUCUCUCUCUCUCUCUCUCUCUCUCUCUCUCUCUCUCUCUCUCUCUCUCUCUCUCUUUGACCCUCAGGACUUUUAUGGCUUUAUGACCGUUUAUGACUCCUUGUAAAGUCCGAGGAAUGGCGACGAACUGAAAAACAGGCCCGCAGCAGCAAACAGCAGAUGAACAAAUGUGCUGCACACACACGGACACACACACACACACGGACACACACACGGACAGUGUACAGUUCAUCUGCGGUUCAUUUCUGGGUCGGCUGAGCUCCAAACCGCCUCUCUUCACUCCGUUUUCAUGAACACACACUCAGUGAAUAAUUAACUGUCUAUGAAAUUAAAACCCAGAUUAUUUCCACUGCCUCACAUUUCUUUUUUUUUCCUCCAGGUUUUUAUUUUCAGAGAUGAUUUGGCUGCAGCAGGAGACUCCAGGAGCGCCUCACAGAGGAGGUAUGUUUGAUAUUUAUCCAUGAAAACAAUCUGAGAGUUCUAAUUUAUCAGUUUAAAAUUAGAGCAAUAAUAAUUAUUAAACUCACGGCUGCUCUGAAGAUUGUUUCUUCAUGAAUUUAAAAGUUUUAACACUUUGAAAGUUACGUUUUACGUUAAAGUAAAAAUGAACUUUUUCUCCCUAAAGUUUAAAAACUUUAAAUAUUUUAAAUGAACUGUUAAUUUAUUCUGAAUCACAUAAAACUUUCCCUUUAACACUUAAAAAAAAUAUAAAUGUAUUUUUCUUUUACGCACGUUGUGCCCCGAGCCUUGUGUCCGUGUGUGUGUGUAUGUGUGUGUGUGUGUGUGUCCGUGUCCGUGUCCGUGUCCGUGUCCGUGUCCGUGUGUGUGUGACCUCAGCUUAGUUAAUAUUAAACUCCAAGAAUUUCCCUCACUUUGCAUUUUUCUCUGUUUUUUUCUGACUGAAUGUUUUUCAUCGUCUCCAGGAAGCGCGAGCCGGCUGGUCGAGUCCUUCACGGCACCUUGAGCUCGUGCUCAGGGUCAGAUCACCGGACUGUUACCGGAGGGCGCGAGCGCUUCGGUCACGCCACCACGCCAGAGGCCCCGGGACCCGUUAAAGAUUAA
Molecule: messenger RNA, 4305 nt
Organism: Xyrichtys novacula (pearly razorfish)
Lineage: Eukaryota; Metazoa; Chordata; Actinopteri; Labriformes; Labridae
Source: the annotation of a GenBank genome assembly